Messenger RNA from Scheffersomyces stipitis CBS 6054, 1266 nucleotides. Its product is annotated as 2-(3-amino-3-carboxypropyl)histidine synthase. Gene Ontology annotation, molecular function: 2-(3-amino-3-carboxypropyl)histidine synthase activity. Gene Ontology annotation, biological process: protein histidyl modification to diphthamide. The coding region runs from base 1 to 1266 and encodes 421 amino acids. The record is from RefSeq and is a predicted model, not a curated record. The transcript has a single exon. Lineage: Eukaryota; Fungi; Ascomycota; Pichiomycetes; Serinales; Debaryomycetaceae.
AUGGUGGAAGCUAUUGAAACCAGCAAGAAAGUACCGAGAAGACGUUUUGUGGGAAAGAAACCUGGAGCACCUGAUGAAUCUUCUGAAAAUGGAUCUGCUUUAGUUUCUUCUACCAAGAACAAACAUCUAGGGAGAGUCAUGAACCAGAUCCCUGACGAUAUUUUGAACGACAAGGAGUUGAAUGAAGCGAUAAAGCUUUUGCCAUCGAAUUACAACUUUGAAAUUCAGAAGACUGUAUGGAAUAUCAAAAAACAUGGCGCCAAAAGAGUUGCUCUCCAGAUGCCCGAAGGCUUGCUAAUCUACUCAUUGAUCAUUUCUGAUAUCUUGGAGCAGUUCUGUGAAGUCGAAACUGUAGUGAUGGGAGAUGUAUCAUAUGGUGCGUGUUGUAUCGACGACUAUACGGCUAGAUCACUUGAUUGUGACUUCAUUGUUCAUUAUGCCCAUUCAUGUUUGGUUCCUAUAGACAUCACUGCCAUCAAGGUGUUGUACGUUUUUGUCACCAUCAACAUCGAUGAAUCCCAUUUGAUCAACACGAUCAAGUUAAACUUCGACCAAGGCUCGCAAUUAGCUGUGUUUGGUACUAUUCAGUUCAACCCCACUAUUCACAGCGCGAAAGCCAAACUAGAGAGCGAUUCAGAGAAACCUAUAUACUUAAUACCUCCCCAGACUAGACCUCUUUCCAAGGGUGAAGUAUUGGGCUGCACAUCGGCCAGACUCAACAAGGAUCAUAUAAGCGGAAUGAUAUACAUCGGAGAUGGCCGUUUCCACUUGGAAAGUUCCAUGAUCCACAACCCAGAAAUCCCAGCAUAUAGAUACGACCCUUACUCAAGAAAGUUCACCAGAGAGUAUUACGACCAGAAGGAAAUGAUCCAGGUAAGAGACGAUGCCAUAAAGACAGCAUCAAAAGCAAAGAAGAUAGGCCUCAUACUCGGAGCUCUUGGAAGGCAAGGAAACCCCGUAACUCUAGACAAGCUUGAGCAAUCGUUAUCUUCUCGAGGCAUUCAGGUAGUCAAGAUCAUCUUGAGUGAAAUUUUUCCUCAGAAGCUUUCGAUGUUUGAUGAUGUAGACGCCUUUGUGCAAGUGGCCUGCCCCAGAUUAUCUAUAGACUGGGGUUACGCCUUCAACAAGCCGCUACUAACUCCUUACGAGGCUAUGGUGAUGCUAGAACAAGAUACUAAAUGGAGUGAAAAGUAUUAUCCUAUGGAUUACUAUGCUAAGGACGGCUAUGGACGAGGAAAAAUCCCCGACCAUAUCAACGUUAUAUAA